AUGGCACCUUCGGCCAUACUUCCAGAAGUCAACACCGACAAACCAGGGAAACAGAAAGCACAGCUCGUCAGAUUGAGUGCCAAAGACCCAGCAACAACCUCAGAUGCUGUGAUCGAGGUCAUCAACCGUGACGGUGGGGUCAUCGUCGAGAAUCUGAUCACCCCCGAGCUGGCCUCGCAGAUCAAAGCCGAGCUCAAACCGUGCUUCGACAACGACAUCAUAGAUCCCAGCGGCUUCUUUCCAGAGACCACCAAACGCGCCACGGGUUUGGUUGGGAUAUCGCCUGGCUUCGUCGAGUACAUGACAACGCCCCUCGUGACCGACGUGGCCAAUAAGGUCUUGACGUCUAACUUCACAUAUUUCUUGGGAGAGACGCCGACCACGGUGUCGUCGAAGCCUCAAAUAUCGUCUACCGUUGGUUUCCGGGUGAACCCUGGCGGCAAGGCGCAGGCUUUACACCGAGAUGAUGCAGAUUACCACGCUCAACUGCAAGACCAGCCACUGCUACUAGGUUUCAUUGUUGGCAUCAGCCGGUGCACAGAGGCGAAUGGUGCAACGCGGGUAAUCCCUGGAUCGCAUAAAUGGGGUCCAGAUAGGGCACCAAAAGUCAGCGAAACUGUGCCUGCCGAGCUUGAGAUCGGAGAUGCGCUGAUUUUCAGCGGCCAUCUCUACCAUGGCGGUGGUGCCAAUGUCACCGAAAACGAAGCGCGUGAGAAUAUCGGCCUGUUCUUGACCAAAGGCUUUUAUCGCCAAGCUGAAAAUCAGUAUCUGAUGGUUCCCCCCGAUAUGGCCAGAAAUCAGGCUCCACAGGUGCAAAGAUUGCUAGGUUAUGGCAUCAGUCGGCCAUCCAAUGGCUUCUACAAGUAUCAAGAUCCCAUGCGGGUGCUUUUUGGGGUGGAAGACGAGGAAACUGUAAACAUGUGA
Exophiala bonariae is the source of this 924-nucleotide messenger RNA. RefSeq lists its product as uncharacterized. The transcript has 3 exons. Bases 1 to 924 code for a protein of 307 amino acids. The record is from RefSeq and is a predicted model, not a curated record. Lineage: Eukaryota; Fungi; Ascomycota; Eurotiomycetes; Chaetothyriales; Herpotrichiellaceae.